UCAAAUUCCAAUGUCCGGUCUAUAGAGCAAGACCAUCAGAAAUUAUUAGGCCCAUAAAAAUUGCAAUCCAGCUUCAGGCAUUCAGAAAUAAAAUUAGGGCUCUUCCCUUUCCCCCAAUUAAGCCAUUUGUCUAAUUCAACAAAUUCUGGCAUAAACCCUGGACCCUUGUAAGGCCCCUUUGAUUGCAGUGGGAGCAUUCCCGAACUCCGAGAGUUCUCAAAACUAGAAUUUUAGCCUGGGAGAGUCAGAGUAGAGUUGAGGAAAAGAUAAGACGAAGAAGAAAUGACAGAAAACAACUUAGGAACUGAUGUUUCUCCCAACGUGACCAUCUACAUCAACAAUCUCAACGAAAAAAUCAAGCUCGACGAGUUAAAGAAGUCGCUUAAGGCAGUGUUCUCUCAGUUCGGGAAGAUAUUGGAGGUUUUAGCUUUCAAGACGCUGAAGCACAAAGGGCAAGCUUGGGUGGUCUUCGAAGACGUGUCUUCCGCCACUAAUGCACUUCGCCAAAUGCAGGGCUUCCCCUUUUACGACAAGCCUAUGCGAAUACAAUAUGCCAAAACGAAAUCAGAUGUAGUUGCUAAGGCUGAUGGUACUUUUGUUCCGCGGGAAAAACGAAAGAGGCAUGAAGAAAAGGGGAAGAAGCGAAAAGACCAGCAUGAUCCUAAUCAAGCUGGAAUGGGUCUGAAUCCUGCUUAUCCUGGUGCCUACGGUGCAGCACCUCCAAUGUCACAAAUACCUUAUCCUGGCGGUGUAAAAUCUAUUGUACCAGAAGCUCCUGCUCCGCCAAACAACAUACUGUUUGUUCAGAAUCUUCCCCAGGAGACACAACCCAUGAUGCUCCAGAUGCUCUUUUGUCAAUAUCCUGGUUUUAAGGAAGUUAGAAUGGUGGAGACAAAGCCUGGUAUAGCCUUUGUGGAGUAUGGAGAUGAGAUGCAAUCAACGGUUGCAAUGCAGGGGCUCCAAGGUUUCAAGAUGACACAGCAGAAUUCAAUGUUAAUUACCUAUGCUAAGAAAUAGGCAAAAUGCAACCUUUACUGUUUUAUGGUUGCUUAAUGAACUUCGAGCUUCGGUCCUAACUGGAAUCUUAUCAAUCUUUUGAGUUGUCGUAUAUUGAGUGAGACAUUUUUCCUGCGUUUUUAUUAUUCUAUUAAGAGGAAAAGAAAAUGGAAAAGAAGUGAAUAUAGAAGAGUUAAUUUGGUUUUUCUA
This is a messenger RNA of Humulus lupulus (European hop), 1206 nucleotides long. RefSeq names its product U1 small nuclear ribonucleoprotein A. Gene Ontology annotation, molecular function: U1 snRNA binding. NCBI's taxonomy places the organism in Eukaryota, Viridiplantae, Streptophyta, Magnoliopsida, Rosales, Cannabaceae. The record is from RefSeq and is a predicted model, not a curated record. The transcript has 5 exons. Bases 283 to 1017 code for a protein of 244 amino acids. Gene Ontology annotation, cellular component: U1 snRNP. Gene Ontology annotation, biological process: mRNA splicing, via spliceosome.